Phaeoacremonium minimum UCRPA7 is the source of this 957-nucleotide messenger RNA. RefSeq lists its product as hypothetical. The transcript has 2 exons. NCBI's taxonomy places the organism in Eukaryota, Fungi, Ascomycota, Sordariomycetes, Togniniales, Togniniaceae. The record is from RefSeq and is a predicted model, not a curated record. Bases 1 to 957 code for a protein of 318 amino acids.
AUGACAGCAAUUGCAGAAACUCUAAAACCCCUACGUUUCCAAUCAUCACGAUCCUCUCGCUCUUCCUUCCAGAUCUCCUUCACCCGUCGGCUGUCAUCAAAAGCCACCACGCCUCAGACACCCAAGAAGGUAACAGCACCACCAAGAACCGCCAACACCUCCACACCCACAGCAACCGCCGCAUUGCGCUCCUACGCGGAACAGCUUGCGCGCAAGAAUGCGCCGACAAUCCUAUACGAAGCGCCGUCGCACUUCUGGCUGCGGGUGUUCUCCUUCGCAGCAGGAGGCUUCUGCAUGAGCUACGCGGCCAUCAACUACUGGAGCAUCACGCUGCACCCGCCCGAGGGCGUCGCGUGGUGGGUGCCGCACGGCUUCGCCGUCAUCUGCGUCUUCAUGGGCGCCAUGGGCGGCUACUUUGUGCUGGGAACCGCAUGGGUCGUGCGCUCCAUACGCGCCGUGCCCGGGGGCCUCCUGCCCGCCGGUGCCGCCAAGGCUGGCGGCAAGGCGCCGAAGGCGAACACGGCGGCCGCGGUGGCGGGAGGUGCGGCGUCGCCGAUCAAGCUUGAGAUCACGCUGAGCAGGGUGAUGCCGCUCCUGCCGGCGCGGAAGCUGUUUGCCUCGCCGGAGGAGGUCAUUCUACCGUUCAAACUGGCAGCCACGCCAAUGGCACAAGGCGUAAUGCCGGCCAAGGUCCUUACCGGCAGAGAGCAGGUACUAAAAGCAAAGGCAGAGGCAGAGGCGCGCAAGGCGGCGCGGAAGUAUGAACUAGAUCAUCUGAUGACGGCGCCGUUCCGCCACGCUGGUCGUGGUGUUUCCCAGCUAUGGAGUGGUGCGAGGCGGGCGCUGACCCGUGAAGGGUUUGCCAAGUUCCAAGUGAAAAACACCUCGUAUAAGCUGGAUAUCACGGGCGGUUGGGCCUUGGAUAAUGGCCGCGCUUUAGAUAGGCUUUCGUUAUAA